UUCUUAUGUAUUCCUUUGUUUUUUAAGCCAAAAGUUGUGAUCUUAACUGGGACCAAGGUGCACAAAUAGAAAACAGCAAUGCGCGUGCAUUUGCAUAUGGAAGUGCCCCAAAACACUCCCAAAAAUAACAGACGCCGCCGAAACAGGGACAUAAAAAAACACACUUGGCGUCAGUAGAUUUCAUUAAAAUUUCACCACAAUAUAGUUAAAAUGUUGCUCUAUCGGUAUGAAUACCUUUUUAAGUGGUAUGAAACCUGUAAAUGUGAAUAGCAAGAGGUUGAAAGCAAGGCCAAAGUUCCAGUAGCACACAGAGUCCCAAGAUCGCCGAAUGAUUUUUUUUUUCAAGUCUAAAGAGCUGCUAUAAACAUUCAACUACGCAAAAACAAUUAUGCCAUGGGCAAUAACCUUUCCUUGCACAUGCAAAAACAAUGCAAAGCACUGCCCCCACAAUCGCCCUGCAAAUCAAGCCAGCACACUCAUUGACUCAUUUAGAAAGCACCUAGAGGGCGCUUUUGCAACAUACCUACUGUAUGAACAUGAUGAAGUGAUCACCGUAGGACAAGCAGUGUUGCAGCCAUGUUGAACCAGCUCAAAUGUCCAUCUUAUGUAUUGACUUAUGCCAUAUAGGGAACAGGCCAAGGACAAGGUGAUGAUCUACUGUAUUACCAACUCACUCAUUGACAUCCCACCUACUACUUUCCUCACUCCAUCCACAUCUAUGCAUAGAGAUCAUUCUCAGAAGAUCCUUGUUCCCUUUGCCAGAACACUUGUCUACCAGAGGAGCUUCUUCCCAGAUUCGAUAAGACUUUGAAACUCCCUCCCCCACAGCACAGUUAAUUGUACCUCUUACUUGCACGCUGUAACCAAUUUUUUAUUGGAUAAUGUACAUACACUUGCACGCUGCACUUCACCAGUACGACAAUACACCAGACGGUGGACUACUCCAGAAGAAGAAUAUUGGUUCCCAAUAUCACGAUAAUGCCGAACUAGAUGUGUUACGGUUACGUCUUACCUCAGGCGAAUUUCGUGCAGACUCCACUUCACUACCGCUACACUACGCUCCACCUACCUGAACUUCGGGAUGGUGAACUCGAUCGGAUAUUCCGAGUGACAAAGAACAUUACAUCCAUCAAGAUGUCUCCUGUUGUAGCUCGUCUUGUGGAAUGUGUGCCAAACUUUUCAGAAGGCCAGUCUAAAGAGAUCAUAGAUGCCAUCAGUAGUACUGUAGCACAAACACCAGGAUGUCAACUCCUUGAUGUAGAUCCUGGUCCAUCAACCAACCGCACAGUCUAUACCUUCGUAGGCUCACCUGCAGCUGUCGUAGAGGGUGCUCUAAACAUGGCACGGGUUGCUAGGAGUCUGAUUGAUAUGAGAAUCCAUCAGGGUGAGCAUCCUCGUAUGGGUGCAUUAGAUGUGUGUCCAUUCAUACCAAUCAGUGGUGUUACUAUGGAAGACUGUAAUCAGUGUGCUGUAGAGUUUGGAAGAAGAUUGGGAGAGGAGCUUCAAGUUCCAGUGUACCUGUAUGCAUUCUCAGCGAAGCAGGAGAAGAGACGAAAGUUGCCUUCAAUCAGAGCAGGAGAGUAUGAAGGAUUGGAGGCCAAGCUGGCAGACCCAGAAUGGAAGCCAGACUUUGGUCCAACUGAGUUUGUGCCUACUUGGGGUGCCACAGCAACUGGAGCUCGUAAAUUUCUAAUUGCAAUGAAUGUGAAUGUACUUGGAACCAAGGAACAGUCUCAUCGUAUUGCUCUGGACAUAAGAGAGCAGGGGAGAGGUCAAGAUCAGCCUGGCUCUCUGAAAUCUGUCCAAGCAAUUGGUUGGUGGUUAGAUGAGUAUAACCUUGCACAGGUUUCUAUGAAUCUGACGGAUAUUGACCAGACUCCAAUGCAUGUAGCAUAUGAAGAAUGUGUGGCCAGAUCUAAGACGAUUAAUGUAGGUAUAUCUGGUACUCAACUUGUUGGUCUAAUCCCAUUGAGAGCUGUAAUGGAGGCUGCUGACUACUACUGCAAGAAAGAAAAUCUUUUCAUCAUGGAAGACUCACAGAAAGUCAGAUUGGUUGUUAAUCGUCUUGGUCUGAGUUCAUUAGAACCUUUCAAUCCAAGAGAAAAGAUCAUUGAGUAUAUGGUUGAUAGUGUUAGUGAUGGACCUCUUUCCUCUAUGACGCUGAAAUCUUUCAUCCUGAAUGUGGGAGCUAGGUCAUCUGCUCCUGGUGGAGGCUCAGUCUCUGCUGCUAUUGGAGCUAUGGGAGCUGCACUUGGGACCAUGGUAGGCUGGAUGUCAUAUGGAAACAAGAAAUUUGAAGCUCUGGACGGUACUAUGAGAAAGCUAAUACCCCCAUUGAGAGAUGCCAUGCACGACCUCCUCCCCAUGAUAGAUGCUGAUACAGCAGCAUUUUCUGCUUACAUGAGCGCUAUGAAGCUCCCAAAAGGCAGUGAUGAAGAAAAAGUUAUUCGAGAUGAAAGCAUGAAAGCUGCAAUGAAAGAUGCUGUAGCCGUCCCAAUGAAUGUAGCCAUUACUGUGAAUACAUGUUGGGAUACCAUGAAGGAAAUGGCUCGCUAUGGCAACAUACAAUGCAAGUCGGACCUUCAGGUUGGUUCUAAAGCCAUGGAGCUAGCUGUUUGGGGAGCUUAUUAUAACGUUAUGAUCAACCUGCCUAACAUAGCAGAUCAGGAGUACAGGGAUAAGGCUAAAGAAGACAUUGAGACUUUCCUGAAGGUGGCACAAGAUGGCGCAAGUGAUGUUUUGGAAAUCAUAGCAGAUCGCACAGAGUGAAUUAAUGAUGAUGCUCAACUGUGACAGGGUUGAACCAGUGUUAUGAUUAGUUAUUGAUGUGCUCUGUUCAUAGGUUUAGACCAAUGUCAUCGGGAUGAAUUUGCCCUCAUACCCAUUCUUGGGAAUUUCAGCUUUCAGUUUUCUGAUGUAGUAUUAAAGACAUUUAUUAAAUAGACUGAUGAAGGUCACAUACAUGUAGCUCGUAAUAAUAAUCAUCUGCCUUGCAAAGCUAUUUUGAAGUGUGGAAUUGAGUUUGAAUUUUACAAAAUGCAAUUUUGUAAACUGAUUGUAGCUUUCUUGACUUAUACAAGACUAAUUUUGUCAGCUGUUUCUCAUAUAGCCCCACCUUGGAUUGUAGGUUUGGAAAGUUUAUAUUCUUUCAUGACAGCAUUUCAUCAACAUUUGUCAACUGAAAAAAAAAUCAGAUCUUACAGCUUUCCUUAAUUUGGUAUGCUAAGAAGCACAAGUGAUUUGACUGUAUCUGUUAGAUGAAACUUCAAAUAAGUCCAUUCAUGAAAUGCUCCCCAAUUAAGGCCCAGUAGUCCUAGGUCCAUCUCCAAUCCAUUCGAUGUACGGUCAAGAGGCUAAUCUUUCUCACAAGGUUUAAUGUGAAUUACACAUACCACUGAUCUGCAGUGAGUUUUGAUAAGAGUGCUAUGAAACACCUUGAAAUAUCACCCCCUAGAUGUUUUCUUCUCAUGUAUCUGUAAUCCGUGAAUGCACUUCCAUUGACACAUUCAAACAUUACUCAUCUAUUCAAUGCUUCCUACUCUUAAUUGUUCCUGAAUCUAUUACUAUUAUAUUUGUACCUUUCUUUCUUUCUUUCCUUCCUUCCUUCCUUCCUUCCUUCUUCCUUCCUUCCUUUCACUGGCCUUGGGCACUUUGCCGAUUAGAUUUGGCGCAUUACAAAUCACAUACAUUAUUCUAUGCUAGAUGUAUGUCAUCAGGAAGCUGCAUUAUCUCUUUCUUCUCAUCCAGUGUAACCAUAGCUUGUAAGACCUAGAUGAUAAUCCACAGCAUUUAUAUUGUGCCAUAUCUAAAACAUUCAUAGGCUCAUCCAAUUAAGCUAAUUACUACACAUUUGCAGAAAUAAGUGAGUAUUAAAAGAGAAAUGCGUAGAGAUGCAGGAUGACAUGUUGAAUAUUUCUAAUUUUUUAAUUGUAUUGUAUUUUGCUAAUAAUAUCUAAGUCAAUGAAAUUAGUCCUUACAAGUAUUUUGAGUCAGCUGCCAACACUUUUCUUUUAUUCAAUAGUCUCUAUUUGAUUAUUGAACAGUAGGCUAAGUAGAUAAACUAUUAGAUAUUGGUCAUCCUAUGCAAAUUCAUAUUGAGCAAGAAAAUUAUUGAUAAUUAGUGAACUAAGAAUAUAUGACAUUUCAUAGUAAUUCAGUGAAAGAUAUCCAAAGACUUUAAUCCACUCCAUCCUGCCUAGUCAUUGUGCCUUAGUGUUGUACCUAGUGUACAAAAAUGUCUUUCACUUUCUGCAGUAAUAUAUAAGUGCUGAAAUACUUGCAUGUUUUUACAAUAUAUUCAGAAUACAGCUAGUUCUUUAAUAAAAAAAUACUUGCUUUAUGUACAUCUACAUGUAUUUAUGCACUAACAAAUAGUCUAAAUCUCAAAUUGUCCUAUACCAUUAUGACUAAAAUCACUAGGUCUAGUAUCAGUUUGGUCUAAUUAAUGUUUAGCCCAAUCAUCACCUAGUCUACCUG
This is a messenger RNA of Lytechinus variegatus (green sea urchin), 4476 nucleotides long. RefSeq names its product formimidoyltransferase-cyclodeaminase-like (gene ftcd). Bases 991 to 2769 code for a protein of 592 amino acids. Lineage: Eukaryota; Metazoa; Echinodermata; Echinoidea; Temnopleuroida; Toxopneustidae. The transcript has 15 exons. The record is from RefSeq and is a predicted model, not a curated record. Gene Ontology annotation, molecular function: folic acid binding; transferase activity.